Rasamsonia emersonii CBS 393.64 is the source of this 1551-nucleotide messenger RNA. RefSeq lists its product as uncharacterized. The transcript is spliced from 4 exons. NCBI's taxonomy places the organism in Eukaryota, Fungi, Ascomycota, Eurotiomycetes, Eurotiales, Trichocomaceae. The coding region runs from base 1 to 1551 and encodes 516 amino acids. The record is from RefSeq and is a predicted model, not a curated record.
AUGGCUCCAGGACAGCUGUCUCCGGAGCCACAGGAGGGAUCACAGCAGAUCGAGAUUCCCCUACGUCCAUUUCCGUUAAGGGACAUGACUGCAUAUCAGUCGGGUCAGUCAAACUGGAGUAUCACCAAUCUUCCAGCAAUCCUGUAUGUCCUCAGGCCAGAGGACGAGCAUAAAACGCCAAGAUCUGAGGUGCCUCUGACUGACUUCGAAGUCUUUGGCCGGAGAGUUAGGCACUUUCCAUUUCUGCCACGGCAGAUUUCGUCCCAGGUCGAAGGCUGGCGGAUGGAAGCGUGGUUUCGUAUGGACCGCCGCAUCAGGCCGCAGGACUUCGUUGAUCGAAUGCAUCCAAACUGUAAUGUUGGAGUUGAAGAACUUGAGUAUCGCAGAAAAUCUUUCCGCAAAGAUUUCAAGGUUGCCCUCUGGGGCUCAGGCUCAUCGAUUGCUGCCCUCACCCGUGAGCUGAAGGCACGUGGCAUCGACCCAGCCCGCAACACCACAAGAGGGUUGACGCCAGGUCUCAUCGAUCCUGCAAAGGGGGAAGCUGGUGGACGAGUUCCUCUCCCGGGAAGCUGGCAAGCCCAUGUUCACCCUGAUGAAGGAGCAGCUGUUUCUCAGCGGCUUGCGCAGCUCGCUACAAUAGCACUGCAGCAAUCGCAGUCAUCGUCUGCUGAACCUAGCCCUCCGUCUUCCCUCACAGCCGCGUUUGCUGCACCAUCUUCUACACCUUCUGGCUCGAGCCCACCUUCUAGCUCGAAACCAUCAUCUAGCUCGAAAGAACAACAUGCAAGCCUUCUGAAAUCCUUCCAAGCUUCACGGACGAAAUCCACCAAGAGAGGGCCUCCAGACUCGCUCUUCUCUACUCCAACAAAGCAACCAAGGAGAAUGAUGCCAGGAGAACCCACUGAACAGAGCGUCACCAAGCCAGGAAUUCAAGAACAUGCAGGCAACGGCGGGCAAACUGCAACAGGCCAUGGUGAACAAGCCGCAGUUGGCUAUGGCAGGGAAGCUCCAAUGCGCUACGGCGGACAAACUGGAAUGGGCCUUGGUGGCCAACCUUCAAUGGGCUUUGGUGGGCAACCUGCAGGCUUUGGCAGUCAACCUGCAGUAGGACUUGGUGAGCAAACUGCAACGGGCUAUAGUGGACAAGCCACAAUAACCUACGGUGCAUGGCGUACAGCACCACGCAUGAUGAUCCCCCCGGCACCCAUUACUCGCACGGUUAACUACUUUCCAUUUGAGUAUCCAGAUCCGACAGAGCAUGAGCUCACAGAACUUAAUUACAUUGUGCCGCCUAGAUUGAACCCUACCAGGAAUGAAGACCCCCUUUGGAAAUACCUCAGAGAGAAUAAUCUCACAUACCAGCAGUUCUUUGAACAGCAGCGGGAAAGGGAACUGAGGAUACAAACACAAGUUCUGGUGUUUAGAUUCUGGGAGAGAAGGAACGUUGAUGAAGAAUUGGUGACAGAACUUUGUACGAUUAACUUAUGGACUCUUCUCCUCGAGCAGGAGAUUUCCAGAGAUUAUCAUAAAGACUACGAAUUACAAGAAUAG